Molecule: messenger RNA, 3804 nt
Organism: Geosmithia morbida
Lineage: Eukaryota; Fungi; Ascomycota; Sordariomycetes; Hypocreales; Bionectriaceae
Exons: 5
Coding region: 1-3804 (1267 amino acids)
Cellular component (GO): HDA1 complex
Source: RefSeq, a predicted model, not a curated record
AUGUUCCUACCUGGCCCUGCCCCUGCCGACCAGGACGGCGAGGACGGAUCGCAAGAGAGCCGGUCCCCGCGUCCUGCCAACUACCGCCGAAGCUACCGGGGGCCUGCCGGCCACGGCUUUGCCUCUAUCCACCGACAAGAUCUUGACGCCGACGACGGUGCUCUUGCUCAUAAGCGUCCCAGGCUUGACAGUUCACCCGAAGGGCCGGUUCCCUCUGUGACCUCGAGCACCUCGUUCGAUACCGUCAGCGAGGAGCCGCCGCCCUCGGCUCUGCGGCGCCGGUCGGGUCAUCUGUACAUUGAGAUCGACAAAGGAGACGGCUUUGACGCCUCAGAGUAUCAGUCCGUCCAGGGCAGCCAGGAAGCUACCCAGUCCCAGUCCGUUUCCGAGCUGGAGAGCCAGGAUCGGAGGGUCGUCAUCGUCCCGGACACGAUACCUGACUCGCAAGACCCCUCAAGCAUCGAAUCACCCGAGCCCCCGCGUGGCGCUCUUCAGCCCAGCCAGGUCUCGGGCGAGGUGCAGUUGAUCAUACCCGAUUCGCAGGGCGACCUAGAACAGAGCAGCAGUCCCUCGCCACCGGCUGCUUCCAUUCCUGCAGCGCUGCCAUCUGGAGAUCCGGAAAGCACUGCUGUACCUGCUUCCGCCGGUGUUGACCAGGAGAUCCCGUCGCAUCAAGACGAACGGAACUCGGUGCAGCUUCCCGACUUGGCUGCUCCAUCUGCUCCACCUGCUGCAGAGGACGCUGCCGACCAGCAAAAACCAAGGUCGGAUCUGCCGCCCCGAUCUGCUUCACCCUUGACCCAGGCUGGCUCCCACUCAGGGUCCGAGCCUGCAUUCUUCACUCAGCCCGCCUUCAUCGCUAGGUCGCAGGCCACGCAGAGCCAGUCUCGGGAGGACAGCCCUGUAUCCUUCGCAGACCCGACAUCUGCCGACGCAGCUCAGUCAUCGCCGCAGGUCGAAUCUCAGGUGCCCAACUUGUCGCAAGCGGCACAGAUCCUGGACCGCCGGUACCAGAUAGACGUCCAAGAGGAAUUGGACAGGGACAACGGAUCAACCUUCGGACCGGGAGGCUACCCGGAUGACAAGCAGUCCUCAGAAGUUAUCGAUACCGCCCACGGCAAGGAAGCAUCUCAGCCGCCGCCGGAAGCGAACGUUUCGGGGCAAGAAUCCAGCCAUCUAGACCCGGCCGAGGACCGGUUCACCUCGAAAAUGUUUCCUUCACACGAAGACGGACCACCGGAGAGCGCCGAGACGCCGACGCCAUCGCGCAUAGACCAGCUGCGAAGUCUCUGGUAUGGUCCGGAAGACGAACCAGGCUAUGUGGCACCAUCGCAGAACCCGCCUGCCACUACCACUACGGUUGACCCGUCGGCCCUGGUGUCGUCGGGAGAGGGGGCGCGGCCGCAGUACCUGACCCAGGCUGGACGAGGCCCGGAUUCGUGGCGUGAACCACCUAUAAUACAGGGCUUCAUGACCUCGCAGUCGCCACCAGCGUCCGGGUCGCUGAGGGACCUGCAAGACCCUCCACCGGGAACCGUGUCACCGGCAGACGUCAGCAAGCCCGGCGAGACCGAGAGGUCGCUGGCACUCCUGCCGUCGCUCGGUGCCGACCCGGCAGACCUAUCGCCCGCGCCGUUUGAAUCGUCAGACAAUGCCGUCACCAUGGCCCAGGCGCCGCCUCAGACAGACGUGGGAACCCCCGCGUCGCCAUCCCCAUCUGUCGACGAUGAUGACGACGGCGGUAACAACAGCAGCAACCGACACCCCCGCGAAGAGGAUGACCCCGUAGGGGAGGAGUACACGGUCACUCUGCCGCUGCAGGCCAGCAUGCGCCAGCUGUACUACGAGACGAUGCUGCGCUACAAGCACGACAUCACGGCGUUUGGCGACGCCUUCCACAGCGAGGAGUUCGUGCCCCCCGCCGAGUCCCUGGUCAAGACGGUCGACGAGCUGCUCGGCCGCCUGCAGUCCCUGUGCGACUACCCAGAGGACCUGAUCGGCACCUCGAUCGAGAGCAUGUCGCCCAAGGACAAGACCAAGUACGCGACCGACUCCAACGCCAAGUUCAGCUUCCUGUAUGAGUUUCUGCAGCACGUGACCAAGCAGACCAACGUGCUCGUAGUCGUGCAGUCGGCUAACCUCCUCCGCCCUCUGUGCGACCUAGUCGAGACGCUGGGACUCGAGUGCUCCUGCGGCGCCGUCGGCCGCCACCACGGCGGCGGCGGCUCCGACGCAUACUCAACCGUCCACGUCGCCAUCGCCCUGGCCGACGGCGACGAUUACGGCGACUACACGGUGCUGGCACCCCCCGACCUCAUCAUCGGCUACGACUCGGCCUUUGACAGGUCACGGGUGGCCUCCUCGCUGCUGGAUCGCAAGAGCGACGCCCACGCCGACGUCCGACCCCCCGUCCUGCGGCUCGUGACCUCGUACACGAUCGAGCACAUAGAGGCCAACAUAUCCGACGCCUCGACCGGCCUGGAACGCAAGGGCAUCCUUCUAUUCGGACUGGUCAAGGCCCGCAGGCUCAUCAACGAGCCGCCACAGUCCCUCGAGCCCUACGAGGUCGCCAGGAUGUUUGCCGAUUACGUCAAUGGCGACGAGGAUGCGCUCGUGACCUGGGAGCCUGCCGCGCUGCCCGACGACGUGCUCGAUGUUUACCUCAGCUCCCAGUCUGCUACGCAGCAGCAUGGCGUGGAUCAUGGGCGGAAACGCAAGCUCGACGAGGACGAGGACGAGGAAGAGGAAAGAGGAGAUGCCGAGAGCAAGCGGAUCAGACGCCUCUCCCGAGCCGCACGAGCAAACUCAGCCCCUCUGCCCGAUGAGGUACGGAAACUUCUGGAGAAAGCAGGCUUCAAGGGCGAGACCACAGCCGACGAGUCCCAAGUCGGCCUGCCCAUCAGCAUUCUGGAGACGCUUGCUGCACAGAUGGCCGAAGCUCAGCGCGCGGCAGAGGCCAACGACCUGGAAAAGGAGUACAAGUCGACGAUCGACCGGCUGGACAGGCAGGUCAAGGAGUUCGAGUCUUCGAUGGAGCAGGUCUACGAGAACUACCGCAACGCGAUCCAGGACCGCACCGCGUUCGAGCAACAGGCGGCUCAAGCCAAGGCGGCACUCCAGACCAAGACGGACGAGGCGGCCAAGGCGGCGGACAAGUGGUCGGGCAAGAUCGCCGACCUGGAGGCCAAGGUGGCGCGACUGACGGGAGAGGGGGCGGUGGCGUCGACGGAGAAGCUCCUCCAGGAGACGCAGGCCAAGAGCGAGGUUCUGGAGCGGCGACUCGAGACGUCGCACAAGAACGAGGAGUACGCGCGGCAGCUCUACCAGGAUGCCACCCAGGCGACGUCUGCGAUGCGCAGCGAACGCGACGACCUGCGCGACCAGAACGCCGAGCUGGCGCGGCGCGCCUCGGAUAACCUCCGCAGCGUACACGAGAUCCAGCGCUCCAACGUGGCGCGCGACCUGACGGGGCAGAUUGCCGAGCUCAACACCCGGCUCACGGAGCGGGAGUCGGAACUGGACCGCGUCAGGGAGGAGCUCCGCGUGCUCAGGGCGAGCCGGCGAGAGACGCGCCAGGUGAGCGUCCCGCGCAGCCCGCACAUGAGCGGCAUGAGCCCGCGAGCCCCGGCAGUUCAGCACCGCUCGGCGCUGGGCGGCGUGGGCAGCUCAUCUGCCAGCAGGGGGGCCAGCCCGACACCCGGGCCGCCGCCGCUCCUACCGGCCGACGUCACCUCUUCCACGGCGCCUACUACGCAGCUCACCAGCCCUCAGGGAGGGGUGGGACGGUGGGGGCAUCUGAGGUGA